Durusdinium trenchii is the source of this 1557-nucleotide messenger RNA. The record is from the annotation of a GenBank genome assembly. Lineage: Eukaryota; Dinophyceae; Suessiales; Symbiodiniaceae.
GACCAGUGAUAUGUUGCAUCUCUUGCGCCGCUUGCCAUGGCUUUCAGCCGCAGGCUGCAAUCCCGAAGUCAGGCACCUGACCCUGUGAAUCGCGAAGAUGAGGAAUCGAAAACCGUGCACAGCUUUCCUGCAGAACAGCGGUCAAGAUGGCUACCUGCCGGUUGGGAAGAGAUAUUGAGAAGCCACCCAAGCACUGGAAAGCAUGCUGACUGCGGAGUGCUCCUUCCACCUGAAGCUUUAUUCUGCUGGACUGAGGGGGACUUCGAGAUGUACAUUGCUAGCUCAGGCUAUGUAAAGCCAAAGCUGAAGCUCUUUUACUACCUAUCUCCGGAAUGUCCCCAGACCAUCGUGGACCUUGUAUCUCCUCCACUGCGUGAGCUGAAUUGGGCGUGCACCGUGGCUCCUUCGUCUUUGCCCAUUUUCGUUUGGGAGGGCUCUCGCCGCAGCAUUGACCCGAUGCCUACUCUCUCGCGUGGUGGCCUUGUCAAUCGAGUGUCUGGAGUCUCUUCCAUCACCACCAAAGUCGGCAUGCUAAAGGCACUGCACAGCCUAUGUAACCGUUUGCAGACCACUUUCCCGCCACCUUGGUAUUCCACGACUUUCGAGCUGCCCAUGGACCUGGAGACUUGGAAACGGCACGCGGAGGAGAACCCAGAUAAACGCUGGAUUUACAAACCAAAUGGUGGUGCCAGGGGCGUUGGCAUCAUCCUUGUCUCUUCGCCUGCUGAAGUGGACACUCCGGAGCGCCCAUUUCAAACAAGGUGUCGUGCGCCUCGAGCAGAAGAUAUGGAAGCAUCACCAGCAGAAGAACGUUUCUUUGCGCCCAGUGGUAUCAUUCAGGAAUACGUCCAAAAUUUGCAACUUCUGCGCGGUCACAAGUUUGCGGUGCGGGCUUAUCUGCUCAUUGCUCGCGUCAAGCCGCUGCUGGUGUAUUUGCAUGGGGCUGCAUAUGCAAAGGUUUGUGGUCAGGAAUUUGAUGCUGCUUCUUUCUCGCAGGCGGACCUUUUCAGACACGUCACCGAACAGGAAUUUCAGAAGCAGGGCUACGCGGUCCACAAAGAUUGGAAGGUGUGGCCAGUGAUGCUGCUCAGAGACUUGGCACGCGAGCUUCACAGUGACACAGGAGAGGAGAUGGCACUGGCAUGGCUGUCUUCAUUCUGGGAACAGGCUCGGGCCAUUUGCAUCCAGGUCGUCGACAGCAUUCGGGAAUCCUUGAGUGAUUGCCAAUUGGGUAUGUUCGAGAUUCUGGGCUUGGAUUUUAUUCGCAAGGCAGAUGGCCAUGUGAUCUUCUUGGAGGCCAACAGGGAUCCCUCCUGGGUCAUUGAUGGUGGUGCUAAACAGGCCAUUAUACCAGCCUUGGUUCGCGAUUUGCUGUCGAUCGUUCUUCGAUCGCACGGAGAUGGGGCCGAAAAGUGUCCAAUUCUGAGCUCAGGUGGUCAUGAGUUCGACUUUGAGAUCCUGGUAGAUGAAGCUGAGAAGCAGAGCAAAACAAGAGCACAUUCUUGGAGAGUGGCAGAUGGUUGCUGGGCUGACUUGUCUUUACAAGAGUCACAAUAG